AUGCUGUUCAAUUGUACUCCAUCGGAGUUGGUUUCUUUUGUCCUAGAGAAACUCUCUUUCUCAGGUCAGAAUGGUUUAACCCUCCUGGAGAUGUGGGAAUCAAUCAGAACCAAAUUGGAUCUGAAUAAAAUAGAUUCAUUCCAAGAACAAAUCAUUUGGCAAUGGUUAUUCUUCAGUGAAGAAGAGGGUAAUAUGGUUAAAUUAUAUGUUAUCCUUAAUAAAACUCCUUUACCUAUUUUACCUAAUUAUAAAGAUUUUGUUUCUAAAUAUAAUGAAGAUUAUCAUAAAGGUAAUAUUAGAAUCCUCCCCACAGCUGAUACUCAAUGGAGAAUGUUAACAGGAUUAGAAUCUACUAAAAAGGCAAGAGCUCAAUUAGGUGAUAAACCAUUUGAAUUACUUUGUGAAAUUGCAAGAAGUGGUCCUCAAGGUAUAACGUCACCCGAUUUAUGUAGAGCCACAAAUCAAGAUCCAAGAUCAAUGCCUCCUAGAUUUAAAAAAUUAGAAGAAUCAGGGUUUAUCAUAAGGAAUUAUGUUUAUGAUCCUAAAAUUCGUCAACAUACAAGUUUAUGUAUCCAUUCAAGUUUUGCAAAAGGAACUAAAAAAGCUAAAGAAACAACUUCUGAAGAACAAACAUAUAGAAAUGCGUUUAAAGCAAGACAAUAUAUCGUCCAAUCAGUUAAAAAUGCUCCUAAUAAUUUAAGAAGUUUCCAAGAUUUAAAACAAGAAUUAAACCUUCAUAAAAAUAAAUCAUCAAGUAAAUUCUUUAGAGCCAUUGUUCAAUCUUUACAUAAUAAUAAAUAUGUGGAAAGAGUUAUGGUGAAAUCUCCUGAAGAUGGUAGACUGAUCUAUGCCAUUAAAUAUAUCAAGGAUUUACCUAAAGAUCCCUAUGAUCUUGAAGAUUAUGUGGAGAAUUUUAAUGCCAAUACUAAUGAAGAUGAAGAUGAUCGUGGAGAAUUAGCCACUGAAUUUAUAAAUUCAGAUAAACCAUUAUAUAAUUUAUUUUUCCCCAAUGCUAAUCAAAUUCAUAAUUUAGCCUUUAAAACUGGUGCUAAUGGUAUAAUAAGUACAGAUCUAAUGAGAAAUAUAAGUGGUGUAGCUGGAUAUAGACCAUUAGCAAGAUUAUUAGAUAAUAUCACCAGUUAUACCUUUGAUGGUAAAACUUUCAAUCCAUUAAAGAAAUAUCCUGAUGAAUAUAAUGAACAAUCUUUGGUUAAAACCUUGGAUAGUGAUGCAAAGUAUAAAUUUUAUCGAUAUUUUGGUAAGCCUUAUGUACAAGGUAUUGAAAAGGCACAUACGGGUAAACCUCCCAAGAAACAACCUAUUUUAAAUAAAACUUUAGCCCAAUUGAAUACGAAAGAAUAUAUUGCGUUGGAAAAAGUAUCAAGAGGUGAUUUCUUAUCCAUGAAGAAAAGAUCAUUAGAAGAAACUCCUGAAGCACCUAAAAAGAAAAAGAAGAAAGAAAUUACAGAAGAUGCCGAACCAGAAUAUAUUGAAUCAAAACAAAAUGAAGCUGAAGAGGCUGACGAUGAGUUAGAAGUGAUAGAAGUCAAAGAUAUCAAACCAAUCACAAUAGAUAUUGAAAGUGUUUCUCAUAAAAAGAUCCAAUUGGGUGAAAGAGUACACAAAGGAACAACAAUAAGAAGUUCAAAGAGACGUUCUACUUUACUUGAUAUUAUCAAACAAUUAGGAGGUGUAACUUAUACUACCGCCAGUUUAAGAAGAAUGGUAAAUGAUGCAUUGGGAGAUUCAUCAAGUACAUUAGAUGUGAAAACUCUUGCUAGAGAUAUUUCAGUUCUCAUAGCAGGAGGUGAAUUAGAUGUAGAAGAAGUUAAAUUUGUUAGGACUGGUCAAUCAAUUACUAGAAAGAUCUUAAUUUUGACAAAUGAAAAGUAUAGGCCAACUCCUGCUCAAAUAGAAGAAGCCAAGAAUAAAUGUAUCUUGGAUAAUGGUGAUAACGAAAAAACUAAACUGCAUCGAGUCGUGGAAGGAGAAGUUACAUUUUACAAUAUGGAACGUCCAACUUCAAGAAGAAGAGGAUCCAGAUUACAAUCAUUGGGUGAUAAAGAUACUCCAGUUAAGAGAUCAAGAAAGAAGGAAAAAAUCAUUGAAGAAGAAGAGGAAGAAAUUGAAGAUGUUAAGAAUGCAACUCCUGAAGUUGUUAGUGAUACUAUUCCCAACUUGGUAUCCAAAAAACAUAGAGGUAAAUCAAGACCAGCAAAGAAGACCAAAGGUAAAAAGGGUGGCUCUAGUAGAUCAGGUAGAAGAGUUAAAGUGGCUAAAUUUGAUAAAUCGGAUGCUACGACUCUUUUCAGAUCCAUUGUCAUAUCGAAAACUCUUAAAAGAGGUACCAUCAACUUUGCCGAGAUUGCUGAUCUCUUUGAAGAUAUGGAUGCAAGAAGCGUCAAACAAAAAUGGACUGUUGUUCGUAGACUGGUUGGUGGUUUAGCUGCAGUUACUAAAGGCACUGAAGAUUUUGAACGAGUGGUUAUGAAAGGUAUUGAUGAUGAAUUGGUAUCAGCUGAAGAUUUAGAAAAUGUCAAAUUCCAAUUCUUCUUGGAUUUAUGGAAAGAUGCUGAUGGAUCAACUAUAGAAAUUGCUGAUAAGACACCAUUAUAUGUCUCGGUGGAAGAAAACUUGAAUUCAUAUAAUAAAAUUGAAACUGGUGAAGCUCAACAAGAUUUAUAUGAAUUAUUGGAAGAUAAUUCCAUGAGACAAAAGGAAUUAACCCUUUCUGGUGUUACAUUUUUUGAAAACCCAAUUCAAGACAUUAAACCAAAAGAAAAUGAUCAUAUUCGAACGGUAUUAAAAGCUAUAUUUUCUACCACAGAAGAGAAUUUUUCAAGUUCAAGAGCUACACAAAUAUUAUCUGAAUUUGGGGAAGAUGUUACGUUUCAAGCUUCAACUGCACUUAUUCGAGAUAGAGAAAUGUCAUAUUUUAAAUCGGAUGAUUCAUCUCAUAGAUUUGUUUUAACUGAUAAAGUAACAAACUCACUUACAGUGAAAACAACAUCAAAAUUCUUUAAGCAAGCUGCAAAUUUUAAAUCAAAUAUUGAAUCAAUAUCUGAAGCUUCCAAAGGAUUGAUUUUAUCCCAAGGUAUUCUGAAUGGUCAAAUGUCAUCUUUAUUAGCCCUUUUAUCAGAUAAAGAAGUUUCUUUAGCUCAUAUUGAUAAAGCUUAUAAAUUUGAAGGGUAUGAAUCAAGAUUAAUUGAUAAAGAUAAGUUAGCAUGUGAUAUAGUUGUGUUUAAGGAUUCAUCAAACAUCACAGCUCCAGACAUUGUUAAAGUUCCAGUCCCCACAGGUAAAGCAUGUUCUCAUGUAUGGUUAGAUUUGAAUGGAAAUAUCAAUGAACAACUUUGGAUCAAGAUUAUAAUUGCUAUUUUGUAUUAUAUCCAUUUCAGACCUGGUAUUACAAGUUAUGCGAUCCAUAAUAAAUUACUGUCUGUUUUAGGUUGUGAAGAUUUCAAAGCGGUUGUUAAUUGGUUGGUUGAUUCACAUUGUAUAGGUAGAGGUGAUCAUGAUUCAUAUUGGGUAAAUAGUUCAUGGUAUGGUAUUUUAGGCUUGUAAAUAUAUAAAAAUGUAUUAUUAUU
Messenger RNA from Scheffersomyces coipomensis, 3587 nucleotides. RefSeq names its product transcription factor TFIIIC subunit. The transcript is spliced from 2 exons. Bases 1 to 3564 code for a protein of 1187 amino acids. Gene Ontology annotation, cellular component: transcription factor TFIIIC complex. Gene Ontology annotation, molecular function: DNA binding. The record is from RefSeq and is a predicted model, not a curated record. NCBI's taxonomy places the organism in Eukaryota, Fungi, Ascomycota, Pichiomycetes, Serinales, Debaryomycetaceae. Gene Ontology annotation, biological process: transcription initiation at RNA polymerase III promoter; 5S class rRNA transcription by RNA polymerase III.